AUGAAACGGCUAUUCAGAAUAACAAACCAAAAUAGAUAUGUCUCCACCAGUAGAAGCAGUAAAGGAGCGUGUUGGCCUAGACCAGACUACGGUCCUAUGGAGGUCCAAAGGUCGGUCAUGAUGAAUGGCAUAAAGGUGGCAGCCGCAAAACCGUUGGGCUCUCAAAUUGCUGCUUGCACAAUUAUGUAUCAGGCCGGUUCCCGUUACGAAAUCGAUGAUCAGCUGGGCGCUUCGCACUUUAUUCGAGCUGCCUCCUCGGCUACUGGCUGUGGGUACACAUUCUUUGCGAAAAUGCGUUAUCUACAACAAAACGGAGGGAGCAUCACUUGCUCGAGCGACAGGCAGAAUAUAUCUUUUACGUUGCGAUGUCCCCCCACUGUCUUCAGCGAGCUCAAGAAUUAUCUACUGGACGUUGCUUCCAGAUGCUGCUACCAUCCGUGGGAAAUAAAAGAUCGGAAAACUCUUAUUCGUGAAGACUUAGUUCGAAUUCAUCCUGAACAGAGAGUGAUUGAUCUAGUCCAAAAGGCUUGCUGGACUGGUCAACUGUCUAACUCUGUGUUCUGCGAAGAAGGCCGGAUCGACGAAAUGACUGAUAACUCACUCAACUGCUUCGCUAGGACUCAUUUCAAGAGUAGUCAUUGUACAGUCGGAAGCGUUGGCGUACCAUUUGAAGAGACAUUGAAGUUGGCAGAGAAAAUUGAAUACAAAAGGGAGAUGCCAGAGCAAAGGCAAGAGAAGCAGUCCUGUCCCCGUGGUGGCUUUGAACUCUUCGAUCUUGGACGCGACAGCGACACGUGGAUUGCCCUGGCAGUUCCUGGAUGUGGCACUUGCGACGUUCCGUGUUUGUUCAAGCACGCGAUAAUAGCGGCGGCUUGCGGCACGGGGAACAUGCAGGCCGGCCAGCACGGGACUGACAGGACGCCUCAGCCGCCGCUCGGGCUAAUGGCGGGAGACGAUAUCUUUACCGAAUACAAGACGUUUAACUUGUCUUAUUGUGAAACAGGAAUUUUUGGUAUCGUGGCGAAAACUCGCGCGGCCACUGCUCGGAAGGCGGCCGUGUCGGCUGCAGAGUUCCUCGCUCAUGUCGGAGAUCUGAACUUCAAGCAAAUCGAUGUGGGAAAACAAAGACUAAAGGUGAGUUUAGCUCUACAUGACGAAGAUUGUGUGAAAGUAUCAGAAGGCCUCGCUCUUCAGCUUGCCAAUAAUGUUCAGAUCGACAGCGCGAAGAACUCUAUGUCAGUGAUAGAUAUGCUGUGUCCUGAUGAAAUCUCUUGUACUGCGAAAAUGAUAUCUAGUAAAUGUUCGCAAAUGGCAAUGGCGGUUGUAGGUGAUGUCGACGCGGUGCCACACGAUGCAGAAUUAGGAGUCAAAUGA
Molecule: messenger RNA, 1374 nt
Organism: Bombyx mandarina (wild silkworm)
Lineage: Eukaryota; Metazoa; Arthropoda; Insecta; Lepidoptera; Bombycidae
Product: cytochrome b-c1 complex subunit 2, mitochondrial
Cellular component (GO): mitochondrion
Molecular function (GO): metal ion binding
Source: RefSeq, a predicted model, not a curated record